GCCACUUCGCAAACGGGUAAGAAACAACUUAACGGAUGAAACUUGCUUUUAAAAGUUGGUAGUAGAAUUAUUCAAAAUCCAAGUAUUCUAUUUGCAGUUUGACCUCAAUGGAACUCGUUGACACUUGCUCGCCCUAUGUGAUAGGGUAUCGUGCCAUGAUCACAACAUCAACAAUCAAACACACGAUAGUCGUGAAUACUGUAUGCAGUCGUCCACUCAAACAUAGUCAAGUCUGUUGCGUCGAUCGUGAUCUUCAAAUAACAGCCAGAUAUCAUCUCAUCAAGCAUUUAUUUCGCAAAAUGGCGCCAUUUUCCAACUAAGCUGUCAUCUAAAAAAGGCCUAACCAACAACAGACAACAAUAAACCGACUGAAAAUUGCGUUCAGAUUCCCUCAAAGUGCGUAACAAGCCCUGGAACGAGUGUGAACAUUGAAAUUCGGACGUUGCAAAACAUGGAAACGAAAGCUACGGAAGUCCCAAUCAGCGAUGCUGAUCAUUUGAAGAAAAACGGAAACGAGAUUCACGUUUUUCAUAUUUGCACAAAUGCAACUGUGCCGGAAGUGGAAUCCAAAAACGCCACGGUGGAACAGCAAACGCUGACACCCACAAAAGUGUACGGUCGACGAUGGCUGAUGCUCCUGAUUUUUGUCCUUGUAUCAAUGAUGAACGCCUUCCAAUGGAUACAAUUUUCCAUCAUCACCAGUUUACUGAUCAAAUAUUACGGCGUAGACAGUCAGACGGUCAACUGGACGUCGUUGGUUUACAUGGUCGUUUACGUUCCACUAAUCUUCCCAGGUGCUUGGGUCAUGGACAAAAUGGGAUUAAGAGUGACGUUAUUGAUUGGCAGUUUUGGAACGGCAGCCGGUGCAUGGAUUAAAGUAUUUUCCGUUGCACCUGAUCGGUUUUACGUUGCCCUUAUAGGUCAAACGAUAGCAGCCAUUUCUCAAGUGUUUAUUUUGAGUGUUCCACCAAACAUAGCUGCAACAUGGUUUGGCUCCAAUCAAGUUUCAUCGGCCUGUUCCAUCGGCGUAUUCGGCAACCAGUUAGGUGUGGCUCUUGGUUUUCUGUUACCACCCGUUUUGGUGAAGGACGGCACUGUCGAAGAAAUUGGCGCCGGCCUAAGUCUCAUGUUUUACAUCGUAGCCGGAAUUUGCACAGUUUUGCUCAUUGCCGUCAUCGUAGGUUUUCAAGCCAAACCGCCUAUGCCUCCGAGCGUGGCUCGUUACUCCAACUCGACAGAAUCCACGAAUUAUUCGCAGUCGAUCAAGCGGAUUCUAUUGAACAGAGACUACGUCGUUCUGCUGGUCACUUAUGGCAUUAACGUUGGCGUUUUUUAUGCCAUGUCAACCCUUCUGAAUCAAACAGUUCUGCUGCACUUUCCUGGCCAAGAAGAAAGUGCGGGUCAAAUUGGAUUGACAAUCGUCGUUUGCGGAAUGGCUGGCUCCGUGCUGGGAGGAAUUAUUCUCGAUCGGACGCAUAAAUUUAAAGAAACCACUCUAGCGGUGUAUGGAUUGGCCGUGGUGGGAAUGGUGGCCUAUACUUUCAGCUUUAAUGUCGAGCUUAUCGCUGUCACAUUCGUCACGGCUGGAGCCGUUGGGUUUUUCAUGACGGGAUACUUACCAGUGGGAUUUGAAUUUGCGGCCGAGUUGACCUAUCCAGAACCGGAAGGAACUUCAUCCGGACUGCUGAAUGCGUCCGCUCAGAUUUUCGGUGUCGUGUUCACUAUUUUAGGCGGCUGGUUGCUGGCAGAUUACGGUGACCUCGUCUGCAAUGGUACGUUGACGUUAGCUUUGCUCAUCGGAGCCAUUGUGACGGUGUUCAUCCGUCCGAAACUCAGACGUCAGAAAGCCGUUAAUAGUUUCCAAUAACCAGCGGCUUGUUGCACUUAACGCCGUUCCAUUUGCUCUCUCUCAAGCUGUGCUUUUAUAAUUGUUAUUAUUAUUGUAUAGACUCGUUUGAAAUAAA
Molecule: messenger RNA, 1964 nt
Organism: Daphnia carinata
Lineage: Eukaryota; Metazoa; Arthropoda; Branchiopoda; Diplostraca; Daphniidae
Product: heme transporter FLVCR2-like
Exons: 9
Coding region: 452-1867 (471 amino acids)
Biological process (GO): heme export; transmembrane transport
Cellular component (GO): membrane
Molecular function (GO): heme transmembrane transporter activity; heme binding
Source: RefSeq, a predicted model, not a curated record